GACUCUCGAGCAGCAGUGCAGCAGCACCGCACAGACGCCAGCGGACACGCGCGGUCCGACAGAAAUGCCUCGAACCCGGAUCGCACCUGGACCGGCUCUCGCUUUCUACAGUAACCCGGCGCUCUAACGCGCGCAUCGGACGCGCGGACGGCCUUUUAAACGCGCCGCGCGGCUCUUCAGAAAUGUUCAGUGCACCUGAUGUACCGUGUCCAUUUCUGAAAAGCGGCAAGUAAAUCGACAGAAUGUGCGGUGUCUCUCGCUUCAGACUGUUCUCUUGAUUUUGUUAAUAACAGACUGCAAUGCGAGCAGACGAUGUGGCGAUCUUAAUCCGGAUAAAAUAAUGACUCUUACGGAUUAACGCCUUGACUGUCACUGUAUUUAUUUUUUAUCUGUCGGCAUCGGAGAAAAGAAGUAGAUCGUCAGCCAUCUGCCUUUACCAUUCAUUUUUUUAUAUUACAGUCAAAGUACAAUAAUAUCGUGAAGAUGGCGACUGGAGCGGGCUGGCAGCAUUACUACAACCCCGCUGGCAGCGCAUCGACUGGAACGGGGAAAUAUAACAGCACUUCAACAUCCACCAACACGUCCUUCCCGUCGGGUUUAACCCUCGAGUACACACAAGACCUCCACCUGAAGAUGAGCAAGAAGAUAGCACAGUUGACCAAGGUGAUCUACGCCCUCAACACCAAGAACGACGAGCACGAAGCAGCUAUCCAAACCUUGAAGGAGGCCCACGAGGAGGAGGUGCAGCAGAUCCUGUCAGAUACGCGGGAGAAGAUCAUGCAGUACAAAAGCAAAAUCAGCGACGAGAUGGACCUGAAGCGUCGCAUUCAGUCCCUGGAGGAGUCCAUGGAACUUCACGAUCGAAUGAAGAAGCAGGCGCUGACAGAGUUUGAGACGUACCGUCAGCGGGUAGAGGACAUGCAGCUGUGUACGGAGGCGCAGCACACGCAGCGCGUAGUCACCAUGUCGCGUGAGGUGGAGGAAAUGCGGCGCUCUUUCGAGGAGAAGCUGCGCUCUUUCGGACAAUUGCAAGCGCAGUGUGAACAAGAGAAACGACAGGCUCUGGAGGAGCUGCGUUCUGCCCAUCGACAAGAGAUCCAAGAACUUCUUCGUUCACACCAAAGCCAGAAUGCCCACUACAGCAAAGACCAGGAGAAGCUGGGACAGCUUCAUAAAGCCGAGGUGGACUCACUGAGCGAGAGGGUGGAGGAACUGAAACAGGACAAGAAGCGUCUGGUGGAGGAGUACGAGGCCAAGCUCAAUAAAGCCCAGGCUUUCUACGAACGCGAACUGGAGGCCAUGAAGCGCACUCAACAGAUGACCGCCGAGAACCUGCUGGCCUGGAAGAAGACGGAGGCGGAGCUGAGGAAGGAGUUUCAGGCACAGGAAGCGGCGCUGCAAAAGACACUGGGAAAGUUGCGCAGCGAGCUGAAGCGUGUGCAGGACGAGGCCAGAGAGAGCAGAGAGAAAUCGCAUAAACUGCAGGCCUCGCUCAUCACAGCAGAGAAUAGCAUUAAGGAGCAGCAUAAACAGUUAGAGGAGGUGACCAAGAACACAGAGAUCGUGGAGAUCCGGCAAAGAGAGGCUGAGUGUGAGCUGGAGGCUUCCAGAGACCGAGUCCAACAGCAGGCAACUGAGAUCCUCCUGAAAGCCAGUCAGAUCGGUAGCCUGCAGGCCACUCAGAUGACCCAUGAGGCCGUCAUACGAGAUCUUGAAUCCGAAAAAUCCCGACUGAAAGAUAAAGUAUUACGUCUGGAAGAGGAACGAGGGUCUUUGCAAAAUAAAUGCCAGACGCUGGAUGACAGACAGAGACAGCAGCUCGUCUCUCUAGAGAAGUCUCUUCGAGAGGAAAAACAGAACUAUGAGAAGGAGCUGAUGAACCUCCGUGCCAAAUAUGACGAGGACACGGGUCACUUUAAGGACACCCACAGCCGGGCGCUGGAAGAGCUUGCACGGAAACACCGGGUGGCUUUGGAGAACACCCAGAGCACCGCGGAGAAAGAGAAGAACAGACUGCUGUCCGAGAUGGAAGAGCAGUUUGAAAGGGAGCGGACGUCCCUAGAGGAACAGAAGCGUCUUCUACGAGAAGGACUUGAGAGUCUGCGUGAGGAACUCGCGGCCAAACUCAACAUGGCCAACAGUGAGGUGAGUCGACUCCAGGAGCUGGUGAAGCAGGGAGAACAGGGUCUCGGCUCCGCUGAUUCACACAUCACCAGUCUGAAGGAUGCUCAGAAGAAACUUCUAGAAGAGCUGGACGCCACAAGAGCAAGAUUGAGGGAGACCAGCAACCUCCUAACAGCCCUUCAGGGGGAGAUGGAGACUCAGAAACAACAGCACGAUGCCAAACUCAUCUCUACCAAAGAGGAAGAGAAGCUGAAGAUGGAUAAGAUGGCCCUGGAGCUGGAGCUGAAGUGGACAGAGACUCUCAGGCAGGAAUGCAAGAAGCUGCGAGAGGAAUUGCGCGAGGAGCACGAGGAGAAGAAAAGGUCAGCUCUAAACCAGCUAGCACAGAGUAAAGAUCAAGAGAUGUGCACAGCUAGAGAGAGCUGGCAGAGGAAGGUGGAGGACCUGCUGGAACAGAUUUCCCUUCUGAAACAGAGCCUUGAGAUGCAGCUGUCCCAAUCCCAGCAUUCCCUGCAGCAGCUGCAGGCUCAGUUCAGUCAGGAGCGGGAGCACCUGGGCCAGCAGCUGCAGGAGAUGGAGAUGGAGCACCAGUGCAGAGAGCAGCGGAUGCAGGAAGCUCACUGCUGCGCCGUACAGGACAUGCAGGAGGCUCGCCACCACGACCUCAAGGAUUUAGAAGAGCGUCUCCGCCAGCAACAUCACCUCGAGCUUCAGUCUCUGCGAGAAGCUCACAGACAGAACAUUGAGACGCUGAAACAACAGUCAGAACAAGAACUGCAGACUCUCCGCUUCGAGCUGGAAGACGAGGGAAAGGCCAUGCUGGCAUCCUUGCGUUCAGAACUGAACCACCUCCACGCAUCAGCUAUCGAACACAUGCGUCACACCCAUCAACAAGAAACAGCAGCUGCCAAGCAGGAACUGGAGAAGGCUCUGGAGCAGAGCAGAGUACAGGAACGAGAGCUGUUGAGUCGCAUCUCUGAUCUGCAAGAAGAGGUCAGUCGCAGGAAGAAACACAUCGCCGAUCUGGACCACGAGAUUCACACCCUGAACGAGAACAUCAGCACUUUGACCAAGGAGCUCGAACUGAAGGGCAAAGAGGUUCUGAAGAUCCGCAGUGAAGCCAACCAGCAGAUCAGGGCUCAUGAGCAAGACUUGUGUAAGAAACACGAGAGAGAGAUGGCCGAGUUGAACGCACUCCACCAUAGAGAGACGCAGAACAUGCUGUCGGACUUCAACAAGGCCCAGGAACUUCUGAAGGACAAGAUCUCCGCCCUUCAGAUUCUGUUGGAGGGAACGGAGGACAAAUUCCGUAACCGGGAGAGUCGACACGAAGACCUGCAGACUAUAGCCGAACUGAAGGAAAUGGUGUCCGAGAGAGAAUCGCUGGUCAAGAAGCUGGUGGAUGAUAAAAAGUUUUACCAGCUUGAGCUUGUAAACAGAGAGACCAACUUCAACAAAAUCUUCAACACAAACCCCAACGUCGGUGUCAUUAACCCUCUUGUUAAGCAAAAGCGAAAGAACGACAAAUCAUCCAACCGAUUCAGCAGCUCAGCCAAUCUUAGGGCCAAUGGGGAGGCCUCAGGAACAGAGAGUGUCCAGCCCCAGCCCACCCGCCUCGAACCCUUACCCAACUCCCCCGUUCACCAACUGGAGCCUAAUACGAGCAAACCCCUGCCCCCACCUGCCCCUCUCACCGAAUCCAAGAAAUUGACGAGGACGUGUCAUCACAUCUGAUGCGGUGUGGCGUGUUUCUGCUCUGAAUCUAAAUAAGUUGCAGCCCUCCUGAAGGAGAAGAUUCACCCGGCACCUCUCCAGACCCCCAGAGACAAGAAUGGUUUGCUCAGUACUUCUCCUUCUGACCUUUGCAUUUAAAGCAUGUCAACCGAACCAAACAAAAAAGACAAAAAAAGUGAUAUCUUCUUUAAAAACACAUUCUUUCAUUUGUUCUUUAAGUUCCUCACUGUGAAUGCGUUUCUUGUUUUUACAGUGAUGAUAGGUAUGUUUGACAUUUCAUUUAACCGCAAUUUCUAUAGAGUGGUGCAUAUGCUGCUAACUACUAUUUGUUUAAAAAAAGAUAAAGUUAUAGUCUCUACAGUAUCUAAUUUUAGAAUGCCACCGUAAUGACUUUGUUACAGCUGCAUAUUCAAUUUUGGUAGGAUUAAACCGUUUGUAUGGAUGUCUCAACACAGAUAUAAUGAUGUCUCACUAAUUUUAAAAGAAAUACAUAUUUUAUAUUUAUAUUACUGGUGUAUGCGUAAGAAUAAAUAAUUAUUUGUUACAUUUAA
Messenger RNA from Triplophysa dalaica, 4409 nucleotides. It is a transcript of the gene fam184ab, whose product is annotated as family with sequence similarity 184 member Ab. The transcript is spliced from 20 exons. The record is from RefSeq and is a predicted model, not a curated record. The coding region runs from base 484 to 3858 and encodes 1124 amino acids. Lineage: Eukaryota; Metazoa; Chordata; Actinopteri; Cypriniformes; Nemacheilidae.